CUGCACAAUAAAAAGGUAGGAGGUGCCCAUGAAGGUGAAGCUCAGCGUCUCCCUUUUGUGUCGAGAGAAAAUACACCAUUUCAGGAGUAAAAACACAGGUUUGAUUUGUUGGAGUGAAGUAAACGUGUGUCCUGCUGUAAUCUGGAGAAGGAGACAUGACCUCCAACAUGAGUGUGUCUGGAGAACAGGACUUAAAGAGAGACGAGAGAAUGAUGGAGGGAAAAAGAUCAGACUCACCAGAACCCAGCUGUGUGUCCAUGAAGAGUGACCGGUCAAUGGAUUUUCCACUUCACUUCAGAGACGGAGCCAGUUCUCCUGAUGUGAGACCACAACAGAAGAAAUCAAACCUCAGCAGAAAUCAGUUGGACUCCAUAUUCACGGAGCUGGAACACAAAGUCAUCACUCUGAUAAAGAAUGAGCUGAAGAGGUUUAGGAAGCUCCUGAGUCCAGAUUACCCAGCAUGCACUGAGAGGGAGGUGGAGGAUGAGGAGGAUCUGCACAGUGUCAGAGACGGAGCGCUGAAGAUCACACUGCACGUCCUGAAGAACAUGAACCACACAGAUCUCGCUAACACACUGCAGAACAAGUCUUUGACGUCUGUGUACCAGCCAAAGCUGAAAUCCAACCUGAGAGAGAAGUUCAAAAGAAUUAAUGAAGGAAUCUCACAGCAUGGAAGCUCAGCACUUCUGAAUGAGAUCUACACAGAGCUCUACAUCACAGAAGGUUGGAGUGGAGACAUCAAUAAUGAACAUGAGGUGAGACAGAUUGAGACAGCGUCCAGGAGACCAGCAACACAGGAGACACCCAUCAAAUGUAAUGAGUUCUUUAAAGACAAGUCCAUCAGAAGUGUUCUGACUAAAGGAGUUGCUGGAAUUGGAAAAACAGUCUCUGUGCAGAAGUUCAUUCUGGACUGGGCUGAAGGGAAAGCAAAUCAGGACGUCACCUUCAUGUUUCCACUUCCCUUUAGAGAGCUGAACCUGAUGAAGCAGGAAAAUCUCAGUCUGAUGGAUCUUCUUCAUCACUUUUUCCCAGAAAUAACAAAAAUAAAAUUAAUAGACUGUGACUCCUACAAAGUGGUGUUCAUCUUUGAUGGUCUGGAUGAGUGUCGACUUCCUCUAAAUUUCCAGAAAAAUGCGAGAUUGUGUGAUGUGACAGAAUCAGCCUCAGUGGAUGUGCUGCUGACGAACCUCAUCAAGGGGAACCUGCUUCCCUCUGCUCUCCUCUGGAUAACCUCACGACCAGGAGCAGCCAAUCAGAUCCCUCCUGAGUGUGUAGACCUGGUAACAGAGGUACGAGGGUUCAGUGACUCUCAGAAAGAGGAGUACUUCAGGAAGAGGAUCAGUGAUCAGAGCCUGGCCAAUAAAAUCAUCUCACACAUGAAGUCUUCAAGAAGCUUCUACAUCAUGUGCCACAUCCCAGUCUUCUGCUGGAUCUCAGCCACUGUUCUAGAGAGAAUGUUGGGUGAAGCAGAGAGUGGACAGAUCCCCAAGACUCUGACUCAAAUGUUCACACACUUCCUGAUAUUUCAGAUCAAACACAAGCAACAGAAGUACCAUCAGAAAUGUGACCCUGAUCCUCAGCAGAUCAGAGAGAGUAUCCUGGCACUGGGAAAACUGGCUUUCCAACAGCUGGAGACAGGAAACCUGAUCUUCUAUGAGGAAGACCUGAGAGAGUGUGGCAUUGAUGUGAGAGAAGCGUCAGUGUACUCAGGAGUGUGUACCCAAAUCUUCAGAGAGGAGUUUGGGCUUCACCUGGGGAAGGUGUUCAGCUUUGUACAUCUGAGUGUUCUGGAGUUUCUGGCUGCUUUAUAUGUCUUUCUGUCUUUCAUCAGCAGAAAUGUAACAGAGCAGCAAACCACUGAUCUGUCUGAUCUUCUCAACAAGACAAACAUGUCUGAUCUCCUCAGAAGUGCAGUGGACAAGGCCUUACAGAGUGAGAAUGGACACCUGGACUUGUUCCUCCGCUUCCUUCUGGGUCUCUCACUGGAGUCCAAUCAGACUCUCUUACGAGGCUUAAUGCCACAGACAGGAGGCAGCUCUCACAGCAAACAGCAAAUAGUUGAGUACAUCAAGGAGAUGAUCAGGGAGAAUCCAUCUCCAGAGAAAUCCAUCAAUCUAUUCCACUGUCUGAAUGAACUGAAUGAUCAUUCUCUGGUGCAGGAAGUACAAACUUACCUGAACAGAGGAGGUUACAGUCGUCUCAGUGGAACCAGACUCUCUCCUGCUCAGUGGUCAGCUCUGGUGUUUGUGUUACUGAACUCAGAACAGGAGCUGGAUGUGUUUGAUUUGAGGAAAUAUGACCUAUCGAACAAAUGUCUUAUGAAGCUACUGCCAGUGGUCAAAGCCUCCAGGAAAGCUGACCUGCGUCUGUGUAAUCUGACAGAGGAAAGCUGUAGAGGUCUGUCCUCAGUUUUCAGCUCAAACUCCUCCAGCUUGAGAGAACUGAACCUGAGUGGAAAUAAACUACAGGAUUCAGGAGUAAAGCUGCUCUCUGCUGGACUGGAGAAUCCACACUGUACACUGGAGAUACUGAGGCUGCGUGUGUGUAAUCUGACAGAAGAAAGCUGUAGAGUUCUGUCCUCAAUUCUCAGCUCAAACUCAUCAAGACUGAGAGAACUGAACCUGAGUGAGAAUAAACUGCAGGAUUCAGGAGUAAAGCUGCUCUUUGCUGGACUGGAGAAUCCACACUGUACACUGGAGAUACUGAGGCUGUGGGGGUGUAAUCUGACAGAGGAAAGCUGUAGAGUUCUAUCCUUGGUUCUCAGCUCAAACUCGUCAAGUCUGAGAGAACUGAACCUGAGCAACAACAACCUGCAGGAUUCAGGAGUGAAGCUGCUCUCUGCUGGACUGGAGAAUCCACACUGUACACUGGAGAUACUGAGGAUAUGUGGGUGCAAACUGACAGAGAACUGCUGUAGAAUUCUGUCCUCAGUUCUCAGCUCAAAUUCCUCCAGACUGAGAGAACUGGACUUGAGUAACAAUAAACUGCAGGAUUCAGGAGUGAAGCUGUUCUCUGCUGGACUGCAGAAUCCACACUGUACACUGGAGAUACUGAGGAUGUGGGGUUGCAGCAUUACAGAUGAAGGCUGUGCUGCUCUGGCUUCAGCUCUGAGGUCAAACUCCUCAUCACACCUGAGAGAACUGAAUCUGAAUGGUAAUAAUUCAGGAGAAUCAGGAGUGAAGCUGCUCUCUGAUCUACUGAAGGAUCCACACUGUAAACUGGAGACACUACAGCUGUGUGAGUGUAAUCUGACAGAGGAAAGCUGUAGAGGUCUGUCCUCAGUUCUCAGCUCAAACUCCUCCAGUCUGAGAGAACUGAACCUGAAUGUAAAUAAACUGCAGGAUUCAGGAGUGAAGCUGCUUUUCGCUGGACUGGAGACUCCACACUUUAAACACAUAUUACGAAGAUGUCCCAAGAUUCUACAUACGCCUGCUACAGCAACACCCCGGAGACAGCGCCGGCUCUGCCCGACGACAACGCUAGAAUCCCCGCCACAAACAUACGACAACAAGUGGCUGGAUAAUUUCUGCAAGGAAUUAGGAUAUCACAACCUAAAUUUCCUCACAACUCCGUACGGAAUCAGCGGCUCUUUAACUGGCGCCCCUGCCUACAUCGGUGUUGAUGACAUAGACGGCUUCGAUCAUCCAAGUCAGCUUAAACACUCCUGUCUGUUCGAACCUGACGCGUAUUUCUUUGACAAAUACUUUGAGGAACUAUCGCGUGAUCUGCUCAAACCUGUGCUUAAACAUUUCAUCGCUCAAGCCUUGAGUCGGUUUGGUUUGAGGGUUAACCCUAAGAGAAUUCAAGGAUCAGUGGAUGCCGUUGUACACGAGCUGCGGGACGAAGUGUACAUUGUGCAAAGGCUUAACGAGGUCAGAGAGAAACCUGUGGAUGUCAGCAGCGAGCAGAUCGUCUACAACGCCGUGGACAGCUGGAAGGGGGUCACACCAGCCGUUUGA
Molecule: messenger RNA, 3959 nt
Organism: Ictalurus punctatus (channel catfish)
Lineage: Eukaryota; Metazoa; Chordata; Actinopteri; Siluriformes; Ictaluridae
Product: NACHT, LRR and PYD domains-containing protein 3
Exons: 14
Coding region: 156-3959 (1267 amino acids)
Molecular function (GO): protein binding
Source: RefSeq, a predicted model, not a curated record